UACAUCUCGGACGACGGGGGCUACACCUGGGCUCGGAUGUUGGAGGGCCCACACCAUUACGCCAUCUUGGAUUCUGGAGGCCUCAUCGUGGCCAUCGAGCACACCAGCCAACCCGUCAACGUCCUCGAGUUCUCCACGGAUGAGGGGCAGUGCUGGUACAAAUACACCUUCUCCAAGGAGCCCAUCUUCUUCACGGGUCUGGCCUCCGAACCGGGGGCUCGGUCCAUGAACGUCAGCGUCUGGGGCUUCCGCGGCAACUUCCUCUCCCGCAAGUGGGUCUCCUACACCAUCGACUUCAGCCAACUGCUCAGCAGGACCUGCGAGGAGAAGGACUACACCAUCUGGCUGGCUCACUCCAGCGAUCCCAGUGACCCCAGUGACGGCUGCAUACUGGGCUACAAGGAGCAGUACCGGCGCCUCCGCAAAUCCUCCGUCUGUCAAAACGGCCGGGACUACGCCGUCACCAAACAGCCCUCCGUCUGCCCCUGCACCCUCCAGGAUUUCCUCUGCGAUUUUGGGUACUACCGCCCGGAGAACCAGUCGGUGUGUGUGGAGCAACCGGAGCUGAAGGGCCACGACCUGGAGUUCUGUCUCUACGGGAGGCGGGAGCUGCUCAAAACCAGCGGGUACCGGAAGAUCCCCGGGGAUAAGUGUUCGGGAGGAGAGAGCCCCAGCCGGGAGGAGAGGGACAUGAAGAAGAAAUGCACCAGCAACUUCCUCAACCCCAGCCAGCUGGUGGGUGACAGUGACAACCGGCCGGGGGGUGACAGUGACAACCGGCUGUGGGGUGACAGUGACAACCAGACGGGAG
Calidris pugnax (ruff) is the source of this 811-nucleotide messenger RNA. Its product is annotated as sortilin-like. The transcript has 5 exons. The record is from RefSeq and is a predicted model, not a curated record. Gene Ontology annotation, cellular component: membrane; Golgi apparatus. The annotation marks the transcript as partial. NCBI's taxonomy places the organism in Eukaryota, Metazoa, Chordata, Aves, Charadriiformes, Scolopacidae. Gene Ontology annotation, biological process: endocytosis; Golgi to endosome transport; vesicle organization.